This is a messenger RNA of Adineta steineri, 1560 nucleotides long. The record is from the annotation of a GenBank genome assembly. NCBI's taxonomy places the organism in Eukaryota, Metazoa, Rotifera, Eurotatoria, Adinetida, Adinetidae.
AUGCAUCGAGCACAAGAACAACAACUGUUGUCUUCAGAGUUAUUAUCAUCAAAUAGUAUGGAAUAUAUUGAUGAUGAUGAUGAACAGAUUUAUAAUCCUCAACAACAACCGAUUAAACAAGAAAUACAACCAUUGAAUUGUUCAAAUCCAAUUGUGAAUCGUCUGUCUCUAUUACCAGCUUAUCCAACAUUUGAUCGAUUUGGACCUAUCAAUCGAGAUCAUUUACUUUUGGCAAAUGUAUCUUGUCAAGAAUUAACCCAUGAACAACAACGACGUCGUAAUCAUCAUCCAUUUCAUCAACCAUUUACUCUUAUUGAUCAAAGUAAUGAUAUCAGUGUUCGAUCACCGUUCAUGAAAAUAUAUGAUAAAUUAUAUGGAGAUUUAACUAAACGCUUCCAAAUUGAUAAUGCUAUUCUUGAUUAUAAUUAUCAACGUCUUCAUACUUGCAUGAAUAUUAUGGUACAAGAACGAAUUCGAUAUGGUUUACUUGCAAUGGAUACCAUUGGUAUGAAAGAAUUACGACUUGUUGAACAUGCAUUAGCUAUGGAAUUUUAUCUACAAAUUGAUGAUGAAUUGUUUUUUAUAAAAACAUGUUGUUUUCGUAAUGCUCAACCAUCAUUAUACAAUCAUCGUGGCAUCUUUUCUAUGGAUGAACCAAAAGCCCUCUACGGUCUAGAACCAUGUGAACAAGUUACAUGUCGAUUCUGUUUCCCAAUUAAAGAUGUUUUUAUUCGUGGUCGACAAAAUCAACCAGUUGUUCGAUUUUCAUCAGCACAGAAACACCGUUUUGUCAAUGGAUACGAAGCUAUUCUCAAUUGUCCAACGACUUGUAUUACCAAAAAUAUUCUCUAUGCAUUGACAUGUCCUUGUGGUCAAUUUGAUUAUAUUGGAUAUACAUCAUUAACAUUGGAUGAACAACUUGAAUAUCAUCGUGAACAUGGUAAUCGAAUCAUUCAUGAAUUUAUUCUUGGUUCAUUAAAUAGUAGUCGUAUGCGACAACAAACUAAAUCAAAAGAAGAAUCAAUAGCUGAUAAUAUGUUACUUUAUAAACAUUCAGCUCGGUGUUCGUAUGCUAUUCAAAUGUUUCUGGAUUGUAAUCCACAAUACUGGUGUUUUGUACCAAUGUCAACAAUGGAAGCAGAAACACAAAAUCUUAGAUCUGAUUUGUCAAGUGUUUGUACAGCUUUCGAUGACAAAGAAGCUAGUGCAUACAUGACUGAUUUACCUCCAUUACCUUCAGGAAAUUAUACAUUUUCUGCACAUCAACGUUCAAAACAAAUACAAUUAUUAAAAGAUAAACGUGAAUGUCUUAAACCUAAUUUGCAUCUUGAUCUUUACAAUGCUACAAUUAUUGCCGUGAUGCCAGAGGGAUAUACAGAAUUAUUUUAUCGAUUACUCGAAGCAUUAUUUAUUACACAUGCUCUAACUAAAUUAAAUACAUUGGGUCAUUUAGAUGGUAUGAUUGUGGAAAAUAACAAUUCUAAUGAUAUAAAUGCGCGCAUAGUUGAUGAUCGUCGUGGAAAUUGGUGUCAAGAUCUUGUUCGUCGUCCUCCUAUGUAG